AAAUGUGCAGCCCAUAAUCGCGCACAUCGCUGUUGCUUUCGUGCUCGCAGUGGAAGAAAAGUUGGAAAAGAGAGUUUUAGAAUAGCGUGAAAUCUCUUAAACGGCUGUUAGUGUAAUAUCCCUCGAUUCAAUAAAGUUUUGACUACGCUUUUUUUCGGCGCGAGACAGAUCAACACAUUUUCUCAGAAACCCCGAGCGACACACGAAGGGGUCAACAUGGCCCAGUGGAAUCAGUUACAGCAGUUAGAGACACGGUACCUGGAACAACUGUACCACCUGUACAGUGACAGCUUCCCCAUGGAGCUACGUCAGUUUCUAGCCCCCUGGAUCGAGAGCCAGGAUUGGGCAUAUGCAGCCAAUAAGGAGUCUCAUGCCACACUGGUGUUCCAUAACCUGCUGGGGGAGAUCGAUCAGCAGUACAGUCGCUUCCUGCAGGAGAACAACGUCCUUUACCAACACAACCUACGGCGCAUCAAACAGCACCUGCAGAGCAAAUAUCUGGAGAAGCCCAUGGAGAUCGCUCGCAUCGUGGCACGCUGCCUAUGGGAAGAGCAGCGUCUACUGCAGACAGCCACCACAGCACAGCAGGAUGGCCAGGUUGCCCACCCUACUGGUACCGUGGUGACUGAGAAACAGCAGAUACUGGAACACAACCUGCAGGACAUCAGGAAGAGAGUUCAGGACAUGGAACAGAAGAUGAAGAUGUUGGAGAACCUCCAGGAUGACUUUGAUUUCAAUUACAAAACUCUCAAGAGUGCUGGAGAGUUGUCCCAGGACCUGAAUGGAAACAGCCAGGCAGCAGCCACCAGGCAGAAGAUGUCUCAACUGGAGCAGAUGCUGAGUGCUCUGGAUCAGCUGAGGAGGCAAAUUGUGACUGAGAUGGCAGGGCUGCUGUCUGCCAUGGACUUUGUGCAGAAGAAUCUGACAGAUGAGGAGCUUGCUGACUGGAAGAGGAGACAGCAGAUCGCCUGCAUCGGAGGACCACCAAACAUCUGCCUCGACCGCUUGGAGACAUGGAUCACCUCAUUGGCUGAGUCACAGUUGCAAAUCAGACAGCAGAUCAAGAAGUUGGAGGAGCUUCAACAGAAGGUGUCAUAUAAAGGAGAUCCGAUAAUUCAACACCGCCCCGCUCUGGAGGAGAAGAUUGUAGACCUGUUCCGCAACCUUAUGAAGAGUGCAUUUGUCGUUGAGAGGCAGCCUUGUAUGCCCAUGCACCCUGACCGACCUCUCGUCAUCAAAACAGGAGUUCAGUUCACCAACAAAGUCAGGUUACUAGUGAAAUUUCCGGAGUUGAAUUACCAGCUAAAGAUCAAAGUGUGCAUUGACAAAGAGUCAGGGGACGUGGCAGCCAUUCGAGGUUCUCGUAAGUUCAACAUUCUUGGCACCAACACUAAGGUGAUGAACAUGGAGGAAUCCAACAAUGGCAGCCUGUCAGCAGAGUUCAAACAUCUGACUCUACGAGAGCAGAGAUGUGGCAAUGGAGGCCGAACCAACAGUGAUGCAUCUCUGAUUGUGACGGAAGAACUGCACUUAAUCACAUUUGAAACAGAGGUUUACCACCAAGGCUUAAAGAUCGACCUUGAGACGCAUUCUCUCCCAGUGGUGGUCAUCUCUAAUAUCUGUCAAAUGCCAAAUGCAUGGGCAUCCAUCCUGUGGUACAACAUGCUGACCAACCAUCCCAAGAAUGUGAAUUUCUUCACCAAACCUCCAGUAGGAACAUGGGAUCAGGUGGCUGAGGUGCUGAGCUGGCAGUUUUCUUCCACAACUAAGAGGGGACUGACAAUUGAACAGCUCACCACACUUGCAGAGAAACUGCUUGGUCCAUGUGUGAACUACUCCGGUUGUCAGAUCACAUGGGCCAAGUUCUGCAAAGAGAACAUGAUGGGAAAAGGUUUCUCGUUCUGGGUGUGGCUAGAUAAUAUAAUUGACCUAGUGAAGAAAUAUAUUUUGGCUCUAUGGAAUGAAGGGUAUAUUAUGGGCUUUAUCAGUAAAGAAAGAGAGAGAGCAAUCCUGAGCCCAAAGCCUCCUGGAACAUUCCUUCUGCGCUUCAGUGAAAGUAGUAAAGAGGGAGGAAUAACCUUCACCUGGGUCGAGAAAGACAUCAGUGGUAAGACCCAGAUCCAGUCCGUGGAGCCGUACACAAAGCAGCAGCUCAACAGCAUGUCCUUCGCUGAGAUCAUCAUGGGUUACAAGAUCAUGGAUGCCACCAACAUUCUGGUCUCUCCAUUGGUCUACCUCUACCCGGAAAUCCCUAAAGAGGAGGCGUUUGGCAAGUACUGCCGCUCUGAACCUCAACCUGACACCGAGUUCCCUGACCCUGGAUGUGUAAUUCAGCCAUACCUGAAGACCAAGUUCAUCUGUGUCACCCCGUGUCCUUCCGUCUUCAUGGACUUCCCGGACAGUGAGCUACUUGGGAACAGCUUCACUGGGACUAACUCUGGCAACACAAGUGAUUUGUUCCCAAUGUCCCCUCGUACACUUGACUCUCUCAUGCAUAAUGAAGCAGCAGAGGCAAAUCCUGGACCUCUUGAAUCCCUCACUCUGGACAUAGAUAUGAGCUCAGAUCAUCCCUCACCCAUGAGAGAAGUGUUUCCAGCCUCUAAUGUCUCAGAUAUGGAUGCCUGCAGAAAUGCUUAGAUUUCUACCAUUUUAGUUUUAUAGUUUUAUUGUUUUAUUUUCACUGAAAAAAAUGAUUGUCAUGUACAUAGAACGCUUAGUUUGUUAGUUUUUUUUUUCUUGAGUUUUUACAAAAGUCAAAAGUGUGCAAUGCAAAUAACCUAAAAUUCUGGUAUGUCAGCCUCGUAUCUGUCUUGCUGACACUGAUUUGAUGUUUUUGUUUCUUUGAGACAGUUAAGAUUGGCCUUUUUGCUUUUUAUAUAUAUAUAUAUAUAUAUAUAUAUAUAUGUUGAACUAAAACCUGGCUUGUUAUAGGUGUAUAACCUUCCUUUCAUAAAAUCAGAUCACACGAUGCAAAGUUUGUGCAUGCAGGUCUAUAACGUCCCUUUUAGCUUCUGUCUGGUUUACAUUAAUAUACUGUAUUUUAUUGUUGCAGAAAAGUAUUUUACUCUUUUAUUGAAUGUCUUUGGGAGGUUAAUCGAAGAAUAUAAAUAUAUAAAUAAAUAUUAAGCAUAUUAGGAAAUUUUAUAUUUCCAUCAUAUUCCCCUUUCUGUUUAUAGAGCUAGUUUACAUGGCAAGAUUAAACUUGCACUGAGCCAACAGGAGAAAUACUGAAACAGAAUUAGUAACAUUAUACUGUAUAUACAGGCACACCAAUAUAUAUGCAUGCACACACAUACAGUAUAUAGAAAUAUGUUUUUUACUUCACUUAUAGUAGAUGAUUUACUGAUAAUAAACUGCUAGUGCUUUAAACUGGAAUUUGAUGGAAAAAUUGUUUCUUCAUUGUGUAACUACGUCUGUAUGGUUCCCAUUCUCUGUAUUUGUCUUUCCACUCUACUUUAUAGACGGUGUACUAUUAUAUAUACUGCACCAUGUAUAUUCUCUAUAUCGUCACAUGAAUUCUUCAUGAGAAACAGUUAUUCAGUUCGUCAUGCAGUUGAUGUGCUUGUCAUACAAUGAGUGAAUUCAGGGCUCAGGCUGUAUGUUUAGAUGCCAUCAGACCAUAGAUGUAACAUUUGAUAUUGAAAAUAGAAAAUACAAAAAAUGUACUGAAUAAUACACAUUUGAGCAUGUUCAUCAGCAGACACAGUGGACUCAUUUUAAGAGAUUAGAAUUCAAUGGACAUUUAAAGGUCAUUCUUCUCAAAUGAAUCUCAUCUGCCUUUACAAAAAUGGCAAUUACUGUGUGUUUCUCUAUCAUCGUCUACCUGUCAUCACCCGUACAGCAGCCGUUCUGCUCUAAAGGCUACUCAAAAGAGAUAGAUGGAGAGCGAUCAUGCAUUGGUCAUAGCACAUUGACCUUUUGUCAAGGUUCUUUGAUUAGACUUCAAGGUCUUUAUUAGGGUUGCAGUUACU
Molecule: messenger RNA, 3971 nt
Organism: Xyrauchen texanus (razorback sucker)
Lineage: Eukaryota; Metazoa; Chordata; Actinopteri; Cypriniformes; Catostomidae
Product: signal transducer and activator of transcription 3-like
Exons: 24
Coding region: 217-2637 (806 amino acids)
Biological process (GO): leptin-mediated signaling pathway; regulation of transcription by RNA polymerase II; cell surface receptor signaling pathway via JAK-STAT
Molecular function (GO): DNA-binding transcription factor activity, RNA polymerase II-specific; RNA polymerase II cis-regulatory region sequence-specific DNA binding
Source: RefSeq, a predicted model, not a curated record